AUGGGAGUCGGCGGAACGGCGUGCGCGGAGGAGCACGACUUGGCGCCGCCCCCGCAAAAGUGCGCGCGCGUGUCGACGUCUCCGGGAAUGAGACUGGCGCUACACCCCGCGCAAUGCCCUCCCGGGUUAAAGCUUAAAAGCGCGUGUCACGGCUGCGGGGAGUGCGGGCGUGGCGGCGGGGAGUCAAAAUCGAAAGCACUGCUCUGGGGUGUGUCCAGUUUAUCGCAAUUGCAGCUGAUUUUGGUCUUCUCUGCGUUGCUGCUCACGGCCUCGUUCCUCCUGUCCACGCGCGCAAUCGAUCUUUCCGCCGUCGAUAUAAUCGCCGCAGCCGCCGCCGCAGGUUCCGGCGGAGACGACGCAGCCGGAAACAGCGAGUAUGGCAGCGGCGGCCGAAGCGACCCCGCCAAGUUACUGUUCGUCAAGGGUGUGGGGCUCGGCGGGGGAAGCUGGUUACUCGGGGGAACAGGGGGCGGCGGCGAGAUCGGCGGCGGGGGGAAACGCAACGGCGGGCGCGGCGGGGGGCGCGGCGUUUGGGGGAGGGUGAGCGCGGGAGGAGGCGGCGCGGUUGGGAAAGUGACGCGCGCGCUGGUGAGAGGGCGCGACGCGGAAAUGGCGGCGAUGAUGGCGGCGCUGGAUUUGUCGGCGUCGGAAGAUCUGCUCGUAGGAGGCGACAUGGAUGAGAAGCAGGAGCUGCGUCAGCGCGUCAAGCUGGUGGAGGACGAGUGGGAGUACUUCCAAGAGGCCCCGUAUCGCCUCAUCGACGAGUUUUGGAGGGACGUGUUUGAUGCGGCGUACGACGAGCUGGUGGCGCGCGAUCCAACGGUUCACGAUAAGGCUGUGGAGGAAAUCGCACGGCUCUCGGGCAAGUUCUACGACGUUCGAACCAUAGGGAAUAAAGUGAUAUUGGUUCCGAAGGGUGCGGCCGGCGCAGCUGUAGCAGCAGGGAGAGGCGACGAAGCCGUGGCUGAUGACUCUGAUGCUCAGGAGGGAACUGGCGGAUCAGACGCGGGCGAAGGGGGCGAAACGGGAGCAGAUGCGCAAGGAGAGGCGGAGGCGGAAGGAGGAGGAGCGGGCAGUGGGGAGAAAGCAAAGCGCGCCAAGCAGCAGAAGCAGGAGCAGCAGGAGCAGCGGGAGCAGGGGCAACAGCUGUCGACGACGCAGCAGCAGGGUAUUGGAAAGGAGCAACGAGAGGGGAAGCAAGUGGAAGGACAAGGGAGCGAUGGGGAGGAGAAAGAUGGAACAGCAGAGACCGAUUCAGAAGUGGGUCAAACUGUCAGGCUGGAACAGAAGGCAGCAGAGAGGCUGAGUGCACUACCAUCGGAAACUCCUGUGGUACGAGGGCAAGACACGCAAGGAGGGGAGCAGCGGGUUCAUCGUCAGUUGGAUCCCAAGGGUGGGGAAGGGAGAGAGGGAGAGGGGCAGUGGCAGCAGUUGCAGCAAAGACCAUCACAGCCACAGCCGCAGCAGCAGCUGCUGCAGCAAGAGAUAGUGAGUCGUGAGGGGGAAGGGCAGAAGGGGUUGAACCUGGAGCAAGAGGGUGGCACACUGAAGAGUUAUGGGAGCAGUUUGGGAGGCGAGGCGGCAGAAGCAACUGUUGAAGCAGCUGCUGCUGCAGCAGCUGAGGGUGGUGGUGGUGCUGGUGGAAGGGUGGAGUUAGAAGGUGUUGGGGAAGGGGAGAGGCCAGGGGAGGCUUGCUUAUCUACCAAGCUGCUCCACUGCGCCACGGCGACAGCAUCCCACCGCGCCUUCCUUGCUGAUUUAGAGACUUCUUUAAUUGCGCUGCAGCGUGCGGUCAGCCUGACAGAAGCCGAGCGGUUGGAGCAGGAGGAGAAGGAUAGGGCUGGAGAGGGUUGGAGAGAUGCGACGGGAGAGUCCCAGGAAGUGCCACGUGUCCUGAGCCAACACGUGGCGAGGCUGCAGCAGCUACUGGACAGACACAGGCAGGUGCUGGCUUCUGAAGAGGCGGCAAGAUGGCAGGCAGAUGGCGCUGAGAAUCAGUCGAGUUCGGAUGAAAAUGGAGUUAAUUCUGAUCAGGAAACGGAUGGAGGAGAAGGUGGAGGGGAAAAUGGAGAGCGUGGGUUGGCCGAGGGGAAAGACGGGCGUCUAGGAAGGGAAAGGCGGCCACAGAGGGGGGAGGGGGAGGAGGGAGGGGAGGGGGAGAUGGCAGAGCGGUUGCUAAGAGUGUGGGGAAUUGUGGGUGGUGUGCGUGUGUCUGAGGGUAAUGCAAGCAAGGAGGCAGAAUCAGGACUCGAGAAAGACCUUCUCAAACUGGGUUUCAGUAGCAGGGGAGAGGAGGGGUUUGCGGAAGGUGGGGAGGAGAGACAAGAAGACGGGGAUUCGGGGAACGGGGCAGGAGGGAGGAGUGGAGAUGGGAUGGGGGCGGAGAGGCCGCGGUGGUCGAUAGCUGAGGUGCUGAGUGCUGCACAACUGCCAUAUCCGUCUCAUAUUGAAGACUGCAGUGCUGCCAAUGCAAGGAACCGCUUGUUGGACUCUCGCUCCCCCAACGGCUCCCUGCCUGUGUGGUUUCAGCAAGGGGCUCGACUGCAGCACGCUGUGAUGCAGCAAUCGCUCUUUGAUGUGUCUCAAUACCCCACCGCCCCACCCACCCGCCCCUGCAGCCUGUUGGACUCUCGCUCCCCCAACGGCUCCCUGCCUGUGUGGUUUCAGCAGGGAGCCAGACUGCAGCACGCUGUGAUGCAGCAAUCGCUGGAGGAGGUGGUGGAAACAGAGGAAGAGGAGGACGCGUUGGGGCCAGAUGGGGCAGGGGCAGAUGGGGCAGGGGAGAAGACAGGGGCAGCAGAGAGGGCGAGAGAGGGAGCCAAGGAAGAGACAGGGACAGGUGGAGGAGGAGAGGAUGGGACUGGGAGUAAGGAAGGGGCGGGGCGUGGGGCAGGGAGGUUGGGGAGGGAGCGACAAAUUGGUGUGCGGCCGAAUGUGGUUGGGCCGUUCCCUCCUUGGGUGGCAGGUGCUGACGAGGAUAACCUCCCUCUCACACUCAGGGUGGCAGGUGCUGACGAGGAUAACCUCCCUCUCACACGCAGGGUGCAGCAUGACUUGUGGCUGCACCAGCACCCACGGGACUGCUCUUACUUUGACGAAGGCGAGGAGGCAUGGGGGGAGGAAGGGGAUGGAGGGGCGAAGGACGAGGGGGAGAAACGGGAUGGGCAAGGAGGGGGGGAAGAGGAGGAGGUGGAAGGGAGUGGGGAGGGGAAAGAGGGCGAGUUGGACUCAGGAAAAGCCAGCGCUGCAGCUGGAAGGAGGAGGUUGGGAGGACAGGAUACGUCUGGUGCACCGAGUAAGGGGAGUGAAGGAUUGAAGGAGAAAUCACUAGGCAGGGAAGGACCGCCAGCCGAGAGAAAGCCUCGACGGUUCCUAUUGGUUGACGGGCGGCAGAUAUACCGGCAGUACCUGGGUAUAGGCGCACAGAUCAGCUGGCUCACAGGAGCGCUAGCAGAAGCGGUUAAGGAUAACCGAAUCAUGGUGAUCACCUAUUAUGAGAGGGCGGAUCACGAGGGGUGCACAGGGGGCGAUAGGGCGCGAUGGUCGUGUUAUUUCGCUCCGGAGACGUCGGAGGAGUGUAGGAGGAGAGCGGAGGCAUUGGCGGGGGACAAGAGGGCGGUGAGGAAAGGGCUUGUGGCGUUUUCGGGAGGGCGAUUUCCCAAGCCGACUCGGUUCUUUCUCUAUGACCCUCCCAGGCUGUGGGGGCGGCCGUGGCAGCACAUGCAGCGGACAGAGGAGGUGAAUGGGCACCUGAUAGGGCGCACCAACGUGGACGGCAGGCGCUGGUGGUUCGCCCAGGCCACUCGCUACCUCAUGCGCUACCGCAGCCCGCGCCUGUGCCAUCUUGCCAACAAGGCACGCCACGAGGCGUUUGGCAGGGAGGCGGCAGCACAGGCUGUUUCUGCUCUAGCGGAUGGGUGGCCAGAGGUGCAUCUGACCCCCAAGAAACUGACCAAGCAUCGGAAGCGAUACCAAGGGCUAGAGCCUGUGUGGGCAGCGGUGAGAGAGGCAGCCGUGGGGAGGAGAUACGUGGCAGUGCACGUGAGGCAAGGCGACAAGUCUUCCGAAAUGCGCCUGCUGCCUCUGUCCGCCUAUCUGGAACUUGCUGAGAAGGCACGGAGAAACUUCCCGGAGGUUACCACCAUGUGGCUGAGCACGGAAAUGGAGGAUGUGGUGCAGGAAGCAACUCGCCUGCUCUCCCCACGUUGGGACGUCAAAUACACCCGCUUUCCCCGGCAAGGCGCGGCUAAUAUAUCCAUGAAGUCAUAUGAAUCUGACGUGGGCGUGGGACCAACAUCAGACAACGCAUUUGUGAAUCUGGUUCUUGCAGCUGAGGCGGAUUUGUUUGUGGGGACGCUGGGAUCGACUUGGUCUGUGUUGAUCGAUAAUCUGAGGGUUACUGGGGGGAAGGAACGGGCUGGGUUUCUGAGUGUUAAUAAGGAUCGGUAUUGGUUCAGCAAAAGAGUGGUCGGGGAAGGGGGGAAGGUGGGAGGUGGUGGUGGGUUGUGA
Molecule: messenger RNA, 4509 nt
Organism: Closterium sp. Naga37s-1
Lineage: Eukaryota; Viridiplantae; Streptophyta; Zygnematophyceae; Desmidiales; Closteriaceae
Source: the annotation of a GenBank genome assembly